Lepisosteus oculatus (spotted gar) is the source of this 5054-nucleotide messenger RNA. RefSeq names its product GTP binding protein 1 (gene gtpbp1). Gene Ontology annotation, molecular function: translation elongation factor activity; GTPase activity; GTP binding. Lineage: Eukaryota; Metazoa; Chordata; Actinopteri; Semionotiformes; Lepisosteidae. The record is from RefSeq and is a predicted model, not a curated record. Gene Ontology annotation, biological process: translational elongation.
GGAGCGCCGACGUCAGCGACCGUGAGCCCGCACACGCCUGCGUGCCGCUCUCGUGAGGAGGAAGAGGUGGCGGGCUGUCGCCGAGGAGCGGUUUCCGUUAUCCUACCCUCUCCGAGGACAGCGUGGAAAUAAGGGAACGCGUGGGUCGCCGGGGAGCGGGAGGGGGGGAGUGGUAGAGGCAGAGUGAGGAGAGGGAGGGAGAGAGAGAGAGAGCGGCGCGGAGCCUGCCCGGAAAGUGGCUGCGUGGACACAUCACCGUGGAAGUUGGAGGGGAUGGCUUCGGUACCGGCGGAGCCGAACCUGAGCCCGGGUCCCGUACCGGCUGUGGAGUCACCGGUUCCCGCUUGCAUGUUCGCUCCGGUGCCGGCAUGUGGAGAGGACGUGGCCCGGGCAGAGAGCCCCGAGGACGGCGAGAUCUUCAACGGCGAGGCCGGGGAUCACCUAGACUUCACCAGUAAGCUGGCCCUGGUCAGCCCCAGCGGGGAGCAGUACGACUCUCUCCUCAGGCAGCUCCGGGAGAGGAUGGAGGAGGGAUGCGGGGAGACCAUCUAUGUCGUGGGGGUGGGAUCCGACGGCGGGGACUAUGGCCUGAGUGAGGCCGACCUGCAGGCCUCGGUGGCCACUGUGCAGUCCCUGUCGGAGCAGCUGGACUCGGACAUGAUCCUGCUGAGGGAGCGCUGCGAGGCCGGGGGGAAGGUCCGGGACUACCUCAUCCGGCGUAGGGUGGGGGAGGCGGACUUCCUGGAGGUCAGGGUGGCGGUCGUAGGCAACGUGGACGCCGGCAAGAGCACCCUGCUGGGCGUGCUGACCCACGGCGAGCUGGACAACGGGCGCGGCUUCGCCCGCCAGAAGCUGUUCCGGCACAAGCACGAGAUGGAGUCGGGCCGCACCAGCAGCGUGGGCAACGACAUCCUGGGCUUCGACCAGUGCGGGCAGGUGGUCAACAAGCCCGACAGCCACGGGGGCAGCCUGGACUGGACCAAGAUCUGCGAGAAGUCCUCCAAGGUCAUCACCUUCAUCGACCUGGCCGGUCACGAGAAGUAUCUGAAGACCACGGUGUUCGGCAUGACGGGGCACCUGCCCGACUUCUGCAUGCUGAUGGUGGGCAGCAACGCAGGCAUCGUGGGCAUGACCAAGGAGCACCUGGGGCUGGCGCUGGCCCUCAACGUGCCCGUCUUUGUGGUCGUUACCAAGAUCGACAUGUGCCCCGCCAACAUCUUGCAAGAGACACUCAAGCUCCUACAGAGGCUCCUCAAGUCCCCCGGCUGCAGGAAGAUACCCGUUCUGGUGCAGAACAAAGAUGACGUCAUCGUCACGGCCUCCAACUUCAGCUCCGAGAGGAUGUGCCCGAUAUUCCAGAUCUCCAAUGUGACGGGGGAGAACAUGGACCUGCUGAAGAUGUUCCUGAACCUGCUCUCUUCCCGGACAUCCUACAGCGACGAGGAGCCCGCCGAGUUCCAGAUCGACGACACGUACUCUGUGCCUGGCGUGGGGACGGUCGUGUCGGGGACCACUCUGCGCGGGUUGAUACGGCUGAACGACAUCCUGCUCCUCGGCCCCGACCCCCUGGGCAACUUCAUUCCCAUCGCCGUCAAGUCCAUCCACCGCAAGAGGAUGCCCGUGAAGGAGGUGCGGGGAGGGCAGACGGCCUCCUUUGCGCUCAAGAAGAUCAAGCGCUCUUCAAUCAGGAAGGGCAUGGUGAUGGUGUCGCCCCGCCUUAACCCACAAGCCUCCUGGGAAUUUGAGGCUGAGAUCUUGGUGCUGCAUCAUCCUACUACCAUCAGUCCCCGCUACCAGGCCAUGGUACACUGUGGCAGCAUCAGACAGACGGCCACCAUCCUGUCCAUGAACAAAGACUGCCUGAGGACAGGAGACAAGGCCACAGUGCACUUCCGCUUCAUCAAGACCCCAGAGUACCUGCACACCGACCAGAGGCUCGUCUUCAGGGAGGGGCGCACAAAAGCUGUGGGCACCAUCACCAAGCUGUUGCAGUCCACCAAUAACAUGCCCUCCAAUGCCAAGCCGCCUCAAAUCAAGAUGCAGUCCACCAAGAAGAUGGCCCCGCCCCGGCGGGAGGAGGGGCCAGGGUCCACCAAUGAGGAGACGGCAGCCACAGGACGGCCAGCCAGUCCGCAUACAGCACUGACAGUGGGGGAGGAGGACAUGCAGAGCAAAGACAUCAACAAGGAGAACAAGCCCAAGUCCGGCGGAGGGGGUCGGCGACGGGGCGGCCAGCGACACAAGGUGAAGUCCCAGAGCUGCGCGGCGGCGACGCCGGCGGGGGGGGGAGGGGCGUGUUAGACCCCGCGCCCGCCGGCCCUGCUCCCCCCCGCUCUCCUCUUCGGUCUCCUCCCCCCCUCUCCUCUUCUGCAAGCGCCGAGUCUGAGCAGGACUAGCUUCCCACCUCCCAGGAGCCAGCUGGCACUGACCUGUGCUGGGCUGCGUCGCGGCCGGGUUCCCGGCGCUGAUCCAGCCCGGAAAGACGCGGUGGCAGCUAGGUUCCCGCCGCGGAUCCAGCCCGGAGCGCGGCAGCAUAAACAGGGCCUGGGGCGACGCAGCAGGAGCUGGGUUCCUGGCGCCGAUCGGGCCCGGAAUGACGCAGCUCCCGGUCAGUUCCCCUAUUACAGAACGAGUUUGUCGGUUCACCGAUAUUAAAAAAAGGUUUCUGCGCAUUGCUAGCUUAUCUUGGGGAAAGUAGCACAGCAGAGUAAUUCCUCCCCAGUUCAUGUACUGCAACCCCCCGCCCCCCAGCAUGUCUGUGGCAGAGUUUAAUUUUAACCUCUGAGAGGUAGAAGGGAGCGCUUUUAACUGUAAGACGGGGUCAGUCCAGUCCUCUGUCCUGGACGUCCCCCCUAGUGAGGCCCUCAGUCCUGCAGGUUGCAGCUGGGUCUCCAUGAUAAGACCCUACAGGCAGGACCAGUUCGUCAGUGGGCGCGGUGACUUGGCGUGUGGGGCACGAAGCAUAUCUAUUUCAUGCGACGACUUCCUCUAAUUAGUAUUUAUUCUCUUAAGUCAGUGGCUCUCAACCCUGGUCCCAAAGGGCUGCUUUAUCGGCUGUUUUUUGUUGGAGCUUGGUCCAGUGCUCGCUGAUGUACGCACUUGAUCUGCCCUGCUUGUUUUUUUUGCACUCUGUCCUUGGUUAGAAAAAUCCGCGAGUCCAGCUCCAUAGUGGGGAAAAGAGCGCUGCUGGAACACGACGCCGAAGGUGGAGCGUGGGUGUGUGCAGUUUUUUUCACAGCGAGGUGCGAGUAUUUUUAACCACCGCUAUGGCAGAGAGAGAGCAGAGGCUACCUGGAGUGGAGUUGGGAGAGCCAAAGGAUAGUAGGACAGGGAGGUCUGUACAAGGCAGUGGUCUAGGUUCAGGAUCCCUGGAGUUCCCCAGACCCUGGGAUGUGAGGACCAGGACUGGGAAGCUCCAGGUGCAAGUGAGAGGCGACUGCCCAGCCCCGAUUCCUCCUCCUCUCCACUGAACCGUUGCUUCGGUGUGAGCGAGGCAGCUGAGGUCCUGGAGUAUGUUGGCGAGUGUCUUAACCUUUGAGGAGUGGAAUGGAGGGGGAUCGUUGUUAAUCGCGAACACCCACCAAAUUAACAGACCCGGUUCUGGUCAUAACCUCUCGAACACCUGUUUAGUUUUUUUAAUUCCUCUCCUUCCAGCCCUCAAAUCUUCAGAAGCCCGAGGCUUCUCCACCCUCGGCUGCCGGACUCUGGACCACUGGGGUCAUGGGUUCGAAUCCCAGGUGAAAGGUUGAGCAUGAUGCUUAAAUUGCUGAAGUAAAUGCUUUGCAGUAUAAAUCUGGUAUCUUGGAUUUCUCCGUUUUGGGAAUGUCCAGUAGGCUCAUCUCGUUUAAGUCUGUAGGUCAUCUCUCUACAUAUCGUGGGUCACCCAGACCUAUCGGAUUACAAUGAGUUGAUCUCCUCUCCAGGUUUAUAAGAUGCUCUGUGUUGAAGGCGCAGGUGAUACGGUCUCUAUCAGAUGUUUUAAUUGCUUAGUUAACGUAUCCCAAACUGCGAGCAAAAAUCUCAUUUGCAAUGGCCUGGGUGGAGAGGUGUUAACAGAUGCUCUGUGCUGAGCAGAAAAGGUUGAGAUUCAGUUAAGUAAAAAUCUUUUUUUUUCUUGGUUUUUAAAAAUGCAUGUUGAAGGAAAAACAAAUAUUCCAGCCUUUGUGGACUAGGGAGGAGCACCCCUGCUACAGGUAGAAUCACAGUCUAAGUAACUGCCCUGUGAUUGACUAUUUAAAUUAAUGUUAGGUGGUCAAAGCUUAGCGGUAACCGUAGAAACCAAUUGCAUGUGUUGUGUUGCAUCACUGGGCAUAGAUGAAGCGUGCCAGUGAAAUGUGUGAAUCAGUCCUGCUGCAGACUGGCAGUGUUUGUUCUCUUUAAAAUGAGCGGAGGGGCCCGACCUCUGGGAAACAUUGGAUCUUUCAACAUCGAUGAAUAAAUGAGACUUUAAGAACGCCACCUGACCACUGUCCCAAGUUAAGCUGUCUUGCUACACGGUAGUUCAGAAUUGCAUUUCAAUGGAGAGGGGGGAGGGGGGGGGACGACGACUUUUGAGUUGAAGGUAUUUUUUUGAGUUAUUUAAGCAUUAUGGAAAUAUUUACAUUUUAAUGGUGCAAGCUGACAAUUAUAAUCGUUAAUUGGAACCCCCUGCUCAGUGUAGUGAGAGAAACUGGGCUGUGAUUGUUUUCAGCAGGUUGCUGACAGUUUAAAUUGGGUCACUAAUCAAGCUUGUGUUUUUACUUUUACAUAGUUUAUUAAAAUCUAGAAUUUUUUUUAAAGCCUAAUAUUUGUAUUUGGUUGAGGAAUUUGGUUCCUCUUGGGAAGGGUUCUGAAUAUAAUGAUUAAAAAAAAACAGAUGUAGCCCGAAGAUGGAGUGAGAUGUUAAUGACCAGAGGAAGAAGGAAAAAAAAACUACCAGGAUUGUGUUUUUUUUUGCAAAGUUUUUGAAUUAGUGCAUGAUUAUUUUUGAGAAAAAAAUGUUUCACAUUAUCUAUAAAUAAUUACCAUCAAGGUGAAAGAUUGUGGUCUACAUCCUUUUAUGAAAUAAAAGUUUU